Messenger RNA from Tricharina praecox, 586 nucleotides. RefSeq lists its product as uncharacterized. The record is from RefSeq and is a predicted model, not a curated record. The coding region runs from base 149 to 547 and encodes 132 amino acids. The transcript has 5 exons. NCBI's taxonomy places the organism in Eukaryota, Fungi, Ascomycota, Pezizomycetes, Pezizales, Pyronemataceae.
CACAUAAUACAUUAGAUACCGGCAGUUCAUUUACGCCACUAAUCACGAAGAGGUACUCUAUCGAUCCAACUCCGCUGCCUCUGUUUGCACUCCUCUGCACUCUUUCCUUUGCACAUUGCACUCCGAGAAGCCAGAGCCGAGAAUCGAGAUGUCCCAUCCCCCGGCCAUGUGUCAGUGCGGUGCGUGCGCUGCGUGCGCCCAAAUGUUCAUCCGUCCCCCUCCCCCCAAAACCGAUGUUCGUACACACAUCCAGAUCCAGGGCGAGCUCGAGGGCGGCGUGUGUGCACAGUACGGUACCUACUUGGUUACCGGUACCGUGGUCGAGACGUCCAUCUCCCUGUCUGCCGAAGGGCAAUACCGAAGUACUUACCGAAGUACCUAUUUGCUGCUGGUGGUGCUGCUGUUGGUGAUAAUGCUGCUGGUGAUCGUGCUGUAUUGGAUAGUGGGAUAUACGGGCGGAACUUUGAGUGUGGAGGUCUGGAAUGUCUUCGUAUUUAGUCAGUCGAAAUGGGAACAACACUGGUGUAAACAGUUCAGUUUUGGUUGAUUUUGUUCCCGGUUCAGUUGGGAACAGAGGCUAGGUAGG